Messenger RNA from Sphaeramia orbicularis (orbiculate cardinalfish), 1879 nucleotides. RefSeq names its product PQ-loop repeat-containing protein 1. Gene Ontology annotation, cellular component: endosome; trans-Golgi network. Gene Ontology annotation, biological process: retrograde transport, endosome to Golgi; phospholipid translocation. The transcript has 5 exons. Lineage: Eukaryota; Metazoa; Chordata; Actinopteri; Kurtiformes; Apogonidae. Bases 346 to 1080 code for a protein of 244 amino acids. The record is from RefSeq and is a predicted model, not a curated record.
UAGUUCCUCAGGCUAUGCUUUUGUAGUUCAGAAUGAUCGCCUUGCAUUUUGUGUAGUUUAGUUUAACCCGAGCUAAAUAAAUAACAACAGUGGAUGUAUAAGUGAGCGCGUGUGUGUGUGCGCGCGUGUCUAUAUGUAUGUAUGCUUGCGUGCGCGUGCCAGGUCCUCCUGUUUCUCUUGAGAGCGAGUUUGGAUUUUUAACUUUGGGCUGCAGAGAAACACAUGUGUUUUUACACCAAAUACUGGUUUGAGAAGAAGAAAAGUUUAAAAAAGGGAGAAGGAAAGUGAAAAGUGACAGGUGGCUUUGAUAGACUUGCUGGACUUCUCUUAAGUUCCUUGUGCGUGAUGGAUACAGAGGUGGGUCUGCAGGAGGAAGACAUGGAGUCCUCGUGGAUGCUGCUGUCAUGGCUGGCGUCCUGCUUCAUGGUGUUUGGGGGAUCUUUGCCUUAUGUACCGCAAUACCAGGAGAUCGUAAAGAGCAGCAACACUGAAGGCUUCUCCACCAGAGUCUGUCUGGUACUGCUCGUAGCCAACAUCCUGCGCAUCUUCUUCUGGAUAGGGAAACAAUUUGAGCUGACCCUGCUGAUCCAGAGCGUUGUGAUGAUCUUCACCAUGUUUGCCAUGCUGCAUCUCUGCUGCUCUGUCCAAAACACCAACCGAGUCAGCACCAAGCAACACAGACUUUCAGACUUGGACUUUCGUUACUUCUGGAAGUGGAGCAUGUUUGAGGACUACCUGCUCUUCUGCUUCGGCUUCACCGUGUUGUGUGCAGUGGUCACCCUGCUGUUGCUGGACUCUGCUGUGUUUGUUGAGGCGCUGGGCUCCCUGGCCGUGAUGUUUGAGGCCAUGCUGGGCCUCCCGCAGCUACUGCAAAACUUCAACAACCGCUCCACGAAAGGCAUGAGUGUGAAGAUGGUUCUGCUCUGGAUGGCCGGUGAUGUCUUCAAGACCACCUACUUUCUGAUCAACGAGAGCCCGGCUCAGUUCUGGGUGUGCGGCUCGCUCCAGAUUCUAAUCGACGUGGCCAUUCUGCUCCAGGUUCUGGUUUACAGCCAAGACACACGGGUCAAACUAGGCUGAGGAUGACUGGUGCUACUGGCAGCAUAAAAAAAAACAAGGAAAGUUCAACUCGUCUUAUAUACGUUUUGUUAAAGAUAUCAUUAGGGGAGACAUUUAGCGCCAAAAACAAGGGGAACAUUUGUAUAUGGGUAUCGUAUACACCAAAAUAAUUCACCGUGACGUGCCGUUAAGCCACAGUCAUCCUUAAACUUCGAUCGAGCUGUGGUAACAAAUGACUUUGCCUUAUCAUUUUGUAAAACAAGUCAGUGUUUUUAUUACUUUAUUUAUUUACCUUCUCUGGAACAUUACUUGUACCUCGGGGUGUAGUGGUCUGAGUAAUGCGGACACUGGAGUAGUGAAACAUAACUCAUAUUGGCAGUUUGCUUACAGCCGAUCAGUGGUGCUGCCAUGGUAGUUGGAACAACCAGGAGUCCAGGAGCGCUGGAAUCUGCUGCUUGAUUGAUGAGUUCCCUACUGUACACUCUCCACUUCACUGGACCGUUCUCAUGAUACAUUAUGUGUGUGCGUAUGUCUUUGUUUGCAUAUAUGUAUGUGUGGUGUGUCUAUUAUGCCAAAAUUGAUUUUUGCCAGUGGCAUACGGGGCACCGGUAAAGUCAAGGCCACAGGAUGUAUGAGAGGUAACGGCAACUGCGCAGUCCAUCAAUCUGUGUUAUGACUCUGCUUUAUGGUUGCAGUGACAAGCUGUGUAUGUCUAGUACAUAGUAAACAACCAACACUGAAAAAAAUAGCUUUAAGCACUGUACUACAGUCAUAGUCUUUCACAGAAUAAAAAUAUUUAGCUACAAAUAUGCAGGGUUUU